AUGAUGGUGACUAAGAAAACGGGUAAAGAGGGUUCUAAGAGUCAAAAAACAAUCCACAUCGACAAUUUACAGACACUUCGGUUCUACAGGAACAUCAUUCUUGGGGUUACGAUGGUAUACUUUCUCGUGACUUAUCUCUUUUUCUGGGAUGGCUUUACGGCGCGCUAUAUCGUUCUCUCGUCCUUUUGCCUCAUCGCAAAUCUUUUUGCCUAUCAAUUCAUGUCGUACCUUGCCACACCCCGCUUUGAAGAUGACGAACGCGGAAACAGUCGAUUGUUUGACGCUGGCUUCGACCUGAAUAUUGGGCCUGGUAGUCUCGCUGAGCACGCUAAAGAUCUCAUUCUGACCUGUUCCUUGGUACAAGGCUUAGCUCUCCUUCAUAACGGUUUUUGGCUCCUACUGCUUUUUAUUCCUGGUCGCGUGUGCUACCUCUUCUGGGUGCAUAUCUUAGCUCCUUGGAUAUUUGAUCCCAAUCAAUCCCCGCAAAUUAGCGAGAAGAAGCAGAGAAAACAGGAGCGUCGGUUGAAGCGUAUGCAAAAUGCAGGGCGAUGA
Messenger RNA from Hydatigera taeniaeformis, 552 nucleotides. The record is from the annotation of a GenBank genome assembly. Lineage: Eukaryota; Metazoa; Platyhelminthes; Cestoda; Cyclophyllidea; Taeniidae.